Molecule: messenger RNA, 4152 nt
Organism: Gopherus evgoodei (Goodes thornscrub tortoise)
Lineage: Eukaryota; Metazoa; Chordata; Testudines; Testudinidae
Gene: DNAJC3
Product: DnaJ heat shock protein family (Hsp40) member C3
Exons: 12
Coding region: 90-1601 (503 amino acids)
Biological process (GO): protein folding in endoplasmic reticulum
Cellular component (GO): endoplasmic reticulum
Molecular function (GO): misfolded protein binding; protein-folding chaperone binding
Source: RefSeq, a predicted model, not a curated record
GAAGUGGAACCGCGCCGAGAGCCCUGCCUGAGGCGCGUGGCGGGGUCCGGAGUCGCGCCAGGGCUUAGGGCGCGCGCGGCCGUAUCGCCAUGGUGUCGGCCAGCGCGUGCGCCGGCCAGGUGGGCGCCGUGCUGCCUCUGCUGCUGGUGCUCUUCGACCUGCUCGGCGAGGGAGUCGAAUGUGGAAUAAAUGCUGAAGUAGAAAAACAACUUGAAAUGGGCAAGAAGUUAUUGGCAGCCGGACAGCUAGCUGAUGCCUUGUCUCACUUCCAUGCUGCUAUAGAAGGGGACUCUGAUAACUACAUUGCCUAUUAUAGAAGAGCUACAGUAUAUUUGGCCAUGGGCAAAUCUAAAGCUGCAAUUCGUGAUUUAAGUAAAGUGGUUGAACUAAAGCAGGAUUUCACAUCAGCAAGAUUACAGAGAGGACAUUUAUUUCUUAAGCAAGGAAAAUUUGAUGAAGCAGAAGAAGAUUUCAAAAAUGUGCUCAAAUCUAAUCCCAGUGAUAAUGAGGAAAAGGAAGCCCGGUCUCAACUGAUGAAAUCUGAUGAGUUGCAGCGCCUGCAUUCACAGGCACAGUCUCUGUAUCGUCAGGAGGAUUAUACUACUGCUAUAAGUCUCCUUGAUGGGAUUCUAGAAGUUUGCGUUUGGGAUGCAGAGCUGCGGGAGCUUCGAGCUGAAUGCUAUAUAAAGGAAGGAGAACCAGGCAAAGCCAUUAGUGACUUAAAAGCUGCGACCAAACUGAAGAAUGAUAACACUGAAGCCUUCUAUAAAAUCAGCACAAUAUACUACCAGUUGGGGGACCAUGAACUGUCACUCAGUGAAGUCCGAGAGUGUCUGAAACUUGACCAGGACCAUAAGCUGUGUUUUUCUCACUAUAAACAAGUAAAGAAACUUAAUAAGCAAAUCGAGUCAGCAGAGGAACUCAUCAGGGAAGGCAGGUACACAGAUGCCAUCAGUAAAUAUGAAUCUGUAAUGAAAACUGAGCCAAAGGUUCCUAUUUACACUACUCGUGCCAAAGAAAGGAUCUGUCACUGCUUCUCAAAGAAUGAGCAGUCUGCUGAAGCCAUAAAAGUUUGCACAGAAGUUCUGCUGCUGGAACCAGCUAACGUGAAUGCCUUAAAAGACAGAGCAGAAGCCUAUUUAUUAGAAGAGCAAUAUGAGGAAGCUAUUCAAGAUUAUGAAACUGCUCAGGCCAACAGUGAAAAUGACCAACAGAUUCGUGAAGGCCUAGAGAGAGCCCAGAGGAUGUUGAAGCAAUCUCAGAAGAGAGAUUAUUACAAAAUUUUAGGAAUAAAAAGAAAUGCAAGAAAACAAGAAAUCAUAAAAGCAUAUAGAAAGCUAGCAUCUCAGUGGCACCCUGAUAACUUCCAGAAUGAAGAGGAGAAGAAGAAGGCAGAGAAAAAGUUUAUUGAUAUAGCAGCUGCUAAAGAAGUACUUACUGACCCAGAAAUGAGGAGGAAGUUUGAUGCAGGAGAAGAUCCACUGGAUGCAGAGAGCCAACAGGGAGGAGGAAGCCCUUUUCACAGAACCUGGAACACAUGGCAAGGAUUCAACCCUUUCAGCUCUGGAGGACCAUUUAAAUUUAAAUUCCAUUUUAAUUAGAACCAAGACUAUUUUUCUGUGGCUGCCACUGAUUUAUUUAACUUUUUUUUAAUUUAAAAACUACGUCCAGGAUUCAACAAUUUAAAUUUCAAAUAUGUUGCCCUUAACGAAAGAGUUACUUUAUUAGAAGGAAAGCUAGCUCUUUAAUAUUAUAAAAAAAUAAAAAGUUUUGCUGCAGUGUGAAUUUAACAAUCCUGUAAUUGUGAAUGGGUGGGCCAGGAUUUUGUUAGCACUAAUAUAUUUGCUGUAGUGCAUGCCGAAAUCCUGACUACCACUGAGGAAGAAACAUUGACCUGGAAAACAUAUAAACACAUGCUUAAAUCCUAUCAGUCAAUGACACUUUAAGAAUGUGCUUAAAUGCUUUUUGGAACUAGAGCCUAAUAGAGGUGUAAAAGGUUACUAUGUAUAGCAAUCUUUAUAGUCACAAAUGAAAAUUUCAGUUAGUGUAUGCAGGGUAAUGAUCCAUCUUUCAGUAUUCUUAAAAAGAAAGACUAAUGACUUGACCAACUACUGCAUUGUGUUGUUUUGGUCACACUGAUGUGGUACAUAGAGUGUGAAGAGGCCACUACAGAUUGGUUUUAAAUAAUCUUUUUAAAAUAAGAUUGUUACUGUCUACCUACUUAUAUUUGUUUGGUAAUCUGAAAUCAGUUGGAAUGAUUAGUCCUUAUUAUAAUGGCAUCUGUCAAACAUGAAAGUAAAAAAUUCCCUCAUUUUGAAUAUUUUGCUUCUGAAAGAUACUUAAAUAGCCAGAGUUUCUUGAUUGGUUUUGUAUUUUGUACUUUUUACACAAAACCUGCCUGAGAUUUGAGCAGGGCACUUUAAUGUGACACUUCCCCAAAUAUGCAGCAACUUACAUCUGAUUUUAAUAAAUACUUUAAAAUAAGGAGAAAUGUGUAAAAGGUAACUUCUGCUAGUGCCCAAUUCGGGAUCCAUAUAAGUUUAAAGUGACUGUGUAGUAGGUUAUAGAUCCAAACUGUAAUAGAGUCUGGCAUCUGUAAAGGAAAAGAGUCUGAAGCUAGGGUUGCACCUUAUUAAAACUUCACUUCUCUUCUGGGUGACAGGUGGACAAAAUAAUGUGCGUCUUGCCAUGCAAUUGCUCUAGCGGUCCUUGUGAAGCAGCCAAGGUAUCAGUGCCUUGCUGGUUUGGCCAGAAUAAAGCAAGUUUUAUUUUAGGCCAAAGCAUGUAGACUGAGUUGUUUAAGCACAAAUGGGAUACAAUUGUGACUUCGUUUGAUGAUGGGUGGUAGUGUGGCAACUGUAACAGUCAAGUACACAACUGAGUAGUCUCAACAAUGUAAUUGUGAAGGUGAAAAAAUAAUGAAUGGUUAAUAACUGGUUUCAAUAGAAGCCACUCUUAGAACAGCUGAUUUUUUAAAUCAAGAACAUGUUAGUAAAUUCCAUUUCUGUAUUUCAGCUGGAAAACCACCUAGUUAAAACCUUCUCUCAAUCUAUUCAUCCAACUUAUGUUUCACUGAAAGCAUGGUGAGGAAUUGACUUUUGUUUUACUAAGUCAUCUUUGAAGAAUUAAGCAUGCUACUUGAAAGAGUAAUUGUACCACUACAGAGGCAGAUGUUAUCCAAGCAUAUGUCCUGUUUUCCUAAAUUAUACCGCAUACUUCAGUGUUUGAAUUAAUUCUGCAGUCACAUGGCUCACUGAAAUGCACUUUGACAAGUAUUUAAAGCGAAUGACUGCAUCGCACCUCUCAGUGUGUGGGGGUCUGUGUGAGCAUUGUUUGGCGUGCCAGGGGCAAUGGGGGGGAAUAGCACUUUAUGGGUGGAGAGUGGGAGAGGCUCAGAAGCUGCUGCAAAAGGGGGAGUGGGUCAGGUGUGGCAAUACUGACUCAUCCCCAGGGAAUGGAAGGGCUGGGGAGUUGAAAAGGGGCAAGCCAGGCAGGAAAAGCCCCUUUUUCCCUGGACCAGGCAGAGCAUCACCCACACUCCCCCCCCCUUUAGGGUAGAAAAACUUCAGGUGUGGUCCGGACCUGCUGUGGGUAUUGUGCUAGCUGCUCCUCUUCUAGGGGGGCUAGAGAGGACUUUUCCGCUCACCACCAGAUUGGCCAAGGUGGAGUUUGUUUUUUUUUCCACCUGCCCCACAGCAGCUUUUGGGGGGGGGGGGACCUUGUUAUGGUGAGUAGGGAGGGGAGUUAAGCUGUGAUGUAACAACUCAUUAUGUAAGUAAGUGUGGGGCGGAUGUCCAGUGCAGGUGCUGCAUCGGGAAGGGAUACAAUGGCUGGAUAAAUGGGUUGGUAAAGGACUUAAAAAAGUGUUUAUUACAGGAGCUGAAUGGGGUCAGGGCCCUUAUGAUUGGUAAGGCAGUGAGCCAACCCCCCUUUCUUAUAUCCCACCUUAACCUUUGUUUGUGGGGAGAGGUAAGAAAGAUCCCAGCAAUGGGUUGGCUGUGAGACCUGAAUGGGGAAAAAAAGGGAGCCAGUGUAAGUAAGUCCCCCGGGUGUGUAGUGAAUGAACAUGGAGUUACCUGUACUGUACACUUUUUUCUUUGCCAGAUAGUCCCAGCCAUCUAAUAAUAAAGUUGCUGCCUGAUUAAACCCAUA